AAUGGAACUAGAGUAUGUCAAGUUCACGGUUAAUCCAUGCGUGAAACAUGUAUUGUGGUUUUUGCAAUCACUGCUACAUGUCAUGUGUUGUGCAAACAUGCUGUUGAAAACAUGAUAUAAGGUGUUGAGCUCCCGGCAGUGUUGAUGGUAUAUACCAAGAUUGACAAUAAUAAUAUCAGAGCUGAGAAGGUUGCAGAAGAAAAUACCUUGUGAAAUAUUGUGACUUAUGGAAUAGCAAUUGUUAUUGUAUAUCAAUGAUAUAUUUUUUAUAAGUUAUUUGAAAUGUAUGUUCCUUGACAAGAGCAUUACUUUAUAGAGUGUCACUUGUGAUUAAUAUCACUGGUAAUAGACUAAUAGUCGGGUUCAUUUUUUGUUCCACAACAAGUCUUUAAUUUCCUAACUGCGAGGACAUCAUAUAGUUAACAUGUCGCCCUCACCAACCGAGAGAAUGGAUGACAAUAUUGAACUGGAUGAGAAGUUAACAGUUAGCAGUAUGCAUAAUGACUUGGACUUGAAAAACUCAAUUGUUAAUGAAAGUGCAUGCAGGAGGCGUGCAUGCGAUGAAAUUAAAAGUAGUGAAAUUGAUGGUAGUUCUAUUGGAGAAGAUGAUCGAUGUGUUGAUGAUAAUACUGACCAUAUAAAAUGUUCUGAGACAGACUGUAAAUAUUCCCCGAGUGCAAACACUGAUGAGAGGUCAUGUGUCAAAUGCCAGAAAUUAAACCAGGAUAAGCUGGCAAAUAUGACAGUGUAUUACAAAAAGAAAGAAGAUUCAAUUGUAAAAAAUUCAAGCAUUAGAUCAGUGCUGUAUGAAUGUUUUCCACUGUGGUUUAAGUCUUUUCUUAAAGAUCCAGAAUAUCGUAUGUCUGGUAUCAAAACAAAAUACUCUUCUGAAAUUCACAGACAUGCAGAUUCAUUGCUCAGUACAUCAAGUGGUUUCAACAAUUACAGAGGACUACUUAACCUUUGCAUCAUACUGUUGGCUUUGGCCAAUGCAAGAUUGUUCCUAGAAAAUAUUAUCAAAUAUGGUAUUUUAAUAGAUCCGGUAUCAUGGGUCAAAAUGUUUAUGAACCAGCCAUACAGUGUGGCAAACAUUGCUCUCUUGCUAGGUGCCAAUGUUUUCAUCUUGAUAAUGUAUUGCAUGGAGAAAGCCAUGUGUAAGAGCAUGUUUUCAGAGAAGUUUGCCUUGUGUGUACAAACAAUAAACCUAGUUCUCCUAAUAACCAUACCUGCAACUGUGAUUCUUAUCUUAGAGCCAAAUCCAUUGAUUUCGACUGUGAUACUUGGACUUUAUACAUCCAUGUUCCUGAAACUUGUCUCCUAUGCGUCUGUCAACAAAUGGUGCCGUCAGUCAAGGUCACCAGCUAAAACGCGUACAAGACGAGCAAAAUCUGUGAGCAUGUCAGAAGGCAGCUUUAUGGAGAAUGGAAAGGAAGAAACUUUACAGAUACAAUAUCCAGAAAAUUUGACUUUGAAUGAUUUGUAUUACUUCAUGUGUGCACCAACACUAUGUUAUGAGCUCAACUUUCCAAGGUCAUUGAGAAUAAGAAAAAGGUUUUUAAUCAGCAGAAUUAUUGAAAUGCUGUUUAUUAUACAAGUGAUAGGAGCAUGUAUACAACAGUGGAUACUACCGUUGGUCCAUAACUCGAUGAAGCCCCUAGAAGAGAUGGAUGGUGCCCGCGUCGUCGAGAGGUUACUAAAACUUGCUAUACCUAACCACUUCAUCUGGCUCAUGUUCUUCUACUGGUUUUUCCACUCUACGCUCAAUGUUAUCGCAGAGUUAUUAAAGUUCGGGGACAGAGAAUUUUACAAAGAUUGGUGGAAUAGUGAUACAGUCAAUCAGUUCUGGUCUACAUGGAAUAUACCAGUCCAUAGAUGGGCGUCAAGACAUUUAUACAAACCGUUAGUAAAGCGAGGAUAUUCUAGAUUGAAUGCUUCCAUCGCUGUCUUCUUUAUGUCAGCAUUCUUUCAUGAGUAUUUAGUCAGUGUUCCACUACAUAUGUUCAAAUUAUGGGCAUUUAUGGGGAUGUUAGGACAGGUUCCACUAGCUAUUCUUCAAUCGAAAUAUGUCCAUGGAAAAUUAGGCAACAUGGUGGUAUGGUUAUCGCUGAUUCUUGGUCAACCGGUCGCCAUUUUAGCUUAUUAUCAUGAUUUCUAUGUCAACCAUGUCGCGUACCAGAACACUGUACCAGCAAAUAUGACAGCACCGUAAUCUUCGGAGUUCACUAGUCGGUCAUUUCUCCUACAUUUGGACAAAAAGAAAAUGUCUGUGUUUUGGGUAUUUUUAAAAAAACACAUAUUUUUUUGUCAAUUGUU
Messenger RNA from Ruditapes philippinarum (Manila clam), 2313 nucleotides. Its product is annotated as diacylglycerol O-acyltransferase 1-like. Gene Ontology annotation, molecular function: diacylglycerol O-acyltransferase activity. The record is from RefSeq and is a predicted model, not a curated record. Lineage: Eukaryota; Metazoa; Mollusca; Bivalvia; Venerida; Veneridae. The transcript is spliced from 14 exons. Bases 425 to 2209 code for a protein of 594 amino acids. Gene Ontology annotation, biological process: triglyceride biosynthetic process. Gene Ontology annotation, cellular component: endoplasmic reticulum membrane.